This is a messenger RNA of Coturnix japonica (Japanese quail), 5037 nucleotides long. RefSeq names its product glutamine synthetase. Gene Ontology annotation, molecular function: glutamine synthetase activity. Lineage: Eukaryota; Metazoa; Chordata; Aves; Galliformes; Phasianidae. The record is from RefSeq and is a predicted model, not a curated record. Gene Ontology annotation, cellular component: cytoplasm.
CUGGGGGGUCCCAGAGCUGUGAGGUGUCAGGACUCAGGGCUGGGGAGGAGAGCUCAGGAUGGGAGUGGGGAUGGUGGCCAUCGAGGUGAUGUUCAGGUGGGACUGUGGGCUGCCUGGGUGUGCUCUGCUGUGAUGGAUGUACAGGAUUAUGUGAGGAUGGAUGUACGUACAGGGGAAGGUGUAACCGCUACUUGGAUGAGGAGAAAGUGGUUUGGGUGCAAACAUCCAAGCAUAAGGAGAUUCGUGUUGCUUAAAUGUGUUUCAACUGUGAAGGCAAACUGUCAGUUCAGCUGUUUUGUGGGAAAAGUGUAAAAGUGAGCAGGCAUCGGAGGGAGGAGCAGAUUCACCCCUGAGGCAGCAUCUCCUGGCCCUGGUGCUGGCACAGUAGGACUGGAGCCAUGCAGGCAGUGGGGGUGGUGGGUCAUGUCAUGCUCCCAACAAGAUCAGCCCUGCUAAACCCUCCUGCACUGACCUGCCCCCCCAGCAGCAUCCCCUGCAUACUAUGUUGGGGCAAUGCACGCGUUGCCUCUUUGCAGCAUCCCUCUCAUGUUUCUUUCUUUACCUGUAGAAAUCUGCCCCUUCCUGAGAGGUGCUCAGGAAAUUCCCUGCACGCCCCCUGCCCUCUAAUCCCUUUAUGGUGUUUGUGCUGGGCUCCCCCACUCUGAAACUGCUCUUUGCCUUCACUCUAAUCUCCCCAUCAAACACUUUGGGCAGGGGACAGCACGGCACGUGCUCUGCAGAGCGGAUGGACCCCGACCGGAUGGAGGGAAUGCUCUGCCCUGGGGCUGCAGGCCACGUUCUGGGGGUUCUCUCAUAGCAAUCAGUGACCAGGACAAAGCACCUGAUUCCUGGAGGGUAAUUGUGGAUAAAGCUCCAAUUCUCCAUCCUGAAGCUCAGUGCUGUGCUGUGACUGGGGGGAAUCAACCAGCAGACAGAACUGCGGCCCCAGGAGCCCACAGCCUCCUUGUGCUGGGGAAGGUUUGAGCAGUGAGAGCUCCCUUGUCCAAAGUCACCCUGGUUUGCACGCCUUUAACUCAUUCUUGAUGAAGCGUGUCGUGUUCCUGGUGUUCUUUCAACGUGGAAAAUUUGCUAAGGCUUCAAUAAUACCUUUGGUGUAUCUUGGCAAGGCCUGGAAAUGCCUGCGCUGAUAAAGCCUCAAAGUCAGGGAGAUAACACCUGGAAGCAUUUCAGCCUUGGGCUGAGCUAUGGGGGGUGUAGGCUGCAGCCUCAUACCCAAACCCAGCGCUGGGAAGGUGGAACUCAGCGUGGAGCUGGAGCUCACCCUGAGUAUUGCAACCACUUUGAGGAGCAACAGCUCAUCCAGCGCCCAGCUCUGCUCCUCCUGCAGCCCCCAAACAGCCUCCAGAGGUUUAAUCUGCGGCCAUUUGCAGACACAAGGACAUCUCCACUGCUGCCUCUGCUGCUCCGUCCCGCUGACCUUGGCUGGGUGACGCAUCCCUGGCGCUGGUUAAUGUUUGCUGUGCCUGUCGCGGGCAGGAGACCACUGUUUGCAAAGAGCUCGUCACCUGCAGGGGGAAAUGUGGUUCCAGAGGCUCAAGGAUCCAGGUUGGAACGGUGUACCAUAGAGUUUAUACUAAGGAAAUGGCUGGAAUUAGACUGUGGUGAGAUAACAUGGAUGCAAAGUGGACAGCAAGAACCAAACAACCGGGUGUUCAGUGCUGUAUGGCAGCAAUACCUCACAGAAAGCCCUAACAGGCUUCUGAUGCUAAUUAACAACAUGGCAUGAGAUACAUGGUGAGCUGCCCCGCUGGUGGUGCUUGGGGCAGGGAUGGGACCCCACGCUUGCAGGCUGGAGCCACCCCGUUGCCCUAAAGCAGCCAUAAACAUGCCCUGUUUGCUGGGCUUUGACCGGGUAAGGGAUUAACUGCUGUUUGUUCUGUCUUCCCUCUUGGGGUAUUUUGGUGCUCGGAACUUCCAGCUCUCCAAAAAUAAGUUUCCCUCCCUGGACAUCAUUGCUACCGCUCAGUAGUGCAGCCUGCACUCUGUGCUGCUCCUCCACCUUUUUGAGCCCGCUGUGUAUGCACACGUGGGGUGUAUCUGGAUGCAUUCAAGAGGAAAACUCAGAGCUUUUGCAGGAUGUUGAGUGAGAAGCCAAAGCAAUGCGGAUCUCAACUAAGCCCUGGCAAAACUCAGCUCACAUGAAGGCGUCGAUCCUGCCAAGAGACCCAUUCCGUACUGCAGGGCUCAUGCUCAGCACCGGCCACCCCUGGGGCUGUUUUGUGAUGUUAUCCCAGGGCUGAAGCUGUGGACUCUCCAUCCUCUCCCCUUGGAAGCUCAGUGCCAGCCUGGAGGACAGGGACACAACCAGCCAUGCAGGAACACCUCUGGGCACCCCCAGGUGCACAUUUCCUCCUGGGCUGCCUCCCUGCUCCCAGCCAAGAACGAGGAAAUGCUGAGCCCUGCAGACACGUUUAUGGACACAUCCCCAAAACACCCCAGGGAGGGGGGCUGGCUGCCUGGAGCUGCGUGCUUUGAGGGUCUCCUACAAAAGGAGCCUCUGAACGACCUCUGGUGUGAAGGGGACACACAGGGGAGCCCCACAGCCAUUGCCACCGCUGCUCAGCUGCCCUUGGGCAUAUCCUGGGUGCUGCCCUCCUCCCAGUUGACGUCCAGGUGCCACUGAUGUCACAGCCCAAGGACCCAAAUUGCUAAUUAUGUCCUGCCUCCGUGCCAGUCAAUCUCAUUUCCUGGUGCUUGUGCAACCUCUGAUGCUUUUGUCUUUGUUCCUGGUUGUUGAUCUGCCUGCGGGAGCAAAACACCUCCAGAAGAAAAGCAGAGCUGUGGGUGGCUGCAGGGGGCUCUGCUGCCUCAAUGGCACGGAGAUGGUUCGUUGUUUGGCACUAAAGUGCUCAUGGGGGCCGUCGUCAUGUCGGUGUCACACAGCUCCAGGCUGAACAAGCUGGUGCGGGAGCAGUACAUGAGGCUGCCCCAGGGAGGGCUGGUGCAGGUCACCUACGUGUGGAUCGACGGCAGCGGGGAGGGAGUGCGCUGCAAGAGCAGGACACUCGAUAAGGAGCCCAAGAGCAUUGAAGAUGUGCCCGAGUGGAAUUUCGAUGGCUCCAGCACAGCGCAGGCAGAGGGCUCCAACAGUGACAUGUUCCUGGUGCCCGUCUGUAUGUUCAGGGACCCCUUCUGCCUGGACCCCAACAAGCUGGUGCUGUGCGAAGUGCUGAAGUACAACAGGAAACCUGCAGAGACCAACCUGAGGCACACCUGCAAGAAGGUGAUGGAUCUGGUGAAGGACAGCCACCCCUGGUUUGGGAUGGAGCAGGAAUACACACUGCUGGGUGUCAACGGCCACCCCUAUGGCUGGCCUGACAACGGCUUCCCUGGCCCACAGGGCCCUUAUUACUGCGGGGUUGGAGCAGAUAAAGUGUAUGGACGUGACAUCGUGGAGUCCCACUACAAGGCUUGUCUCUAUGCGGGUGUGAAGAUCUGCGGCACCAACGCUGAGGUGAUGCCCUCCCAGUGGGAAUUCCAGGUAGGCCCAUGUGAGGGCAUCGAGAUGGGUGACCACCUCUGGAUGGCACGCUUCAUCCUCCACCGUGUCUGCGAGGACUUUGGGGUCGUGGCCACUCUGGACCCCAAACCGAUGACCGGCAACUGGAACGGGGCCGGGUGCCACACCAACUACAGCACCGAGGAGAUGCGGAAGGAGGGAGGCCUCAAACACAUUGAAGCCGCCAUCGAGAAGCUGAGCAAGAGGCACGACUACCACAUCUGCGUCUAUGACCCGCGGGGCGGCAGGGACAACUCCCGGCGACUCACCGGCCACCACGAGACCUCCAACAUCUUUGAGUUCUCUGCUGGCGUGGCCAACCGUGGAGCCAGCAUCCGCAUCCCACGCCAGGUGGGCCAGGACGGCUUUGGCUACUUUGAAGACCGGCGGCCAGCGGCCAACUGCGACCCCUACGCGGUCACUGAGGCCAUCAUGAGGACCACGGUGCUCAACGAGACUGGGGUGGAGACCAAGGAGUACGCUGAGCACUGAGGCCAUGGGAUGGGUGAGGGUGUUCAUGCUGACAUGAAUGGUGCCCGUGCUCUCAGCUGAGCUCAGACUCUUUAGGAACCUCGCUUCUGGUUUUGUGAAAUGUUGCCUUAGAAAUCGUAUCUAUUUUACAGCAGGAGGGAGGGGCCCAACCUAUUUUCUCAACCACUGUUUCUGGUUCCUGGUUUUAGGUCACGCCUGGGGAGGUGUUUUAAAAGAAUUGGGGUUGAAUUUUUUUCCCUCUGAUGGACUCUACACUGUGCUGUACACAGAUACCUACACGGAAGCUGCAGCUGCUGCUGUUUGCACCUGGGCAGGGCGUGUGCUUUUAUUUUUUUCCAGUGUCUCUGUUGCAAGGAAAUUAUAAUAAAGAGUUAUCCUGGCUGCGUGGCAGCCGUGCUGUCCUGCCACAGGGGCAUCUCUCUGUAUCUCCAAGAGCUCCGUGCAGGAUUUAAUUUGGGUCUUGCUGCUGCUGGGACCAGCCAGUGCAGGAGCUGAGGUGCUGGAGGAGCCCAGGGCUGGUUUUAGCUGCUGCAGGGGCUGUGCUGCCCCAUUUGCCGCAUCCAAAAGCUCAUCUCCCUCCAUCGUGAUCCCCACAAGGCAAACAGAGCAGCACAGCCUGAGCAAACAGCGGCCGGGGCAGCAGCUGGCCGGUGUUUACACGGAGCUGCUGAGUCAGCACUGCACACAGCAGGUGGGGGGCAGCCCUUAGGAACACUUGGGGGUGAGCGAUGGAGCUGAAUGAUGCCCCCACUGCACCCUCAGGGUGAUGGUCCUCUGCAGCUCGAGGGAUGCUCUGCUCGUCCCUAGGGAUGCAGUGCUGGUGUCUCUGGUCCUGGAGGGCCAUGAAUUUCUGAGUAAAGCCCUUUGGUGUCACUGGCAGCCAGGAGCCCUUGGUGUCUUUGAGCCAUUCAGUAAAUUCAUCCUGCUCCCCACACUAACAGGGACACGUUUGCCUCCCAGAAAUUACCAUUCAGAAUUUCUAAUGCUCUUCAUCCAAAGCACAACUCUGUCUUGUUUUCCUCUCA